Molecule: messenger RNA, 1731 nt
Organism: Alternaria infectoria
Lineage: Eukaryota; Fungi; Ascomycota; Dothideomycetes; Pleosporales; Pleosporaceae
Exons: 1
Coding region: 1-1731 (576 amino acids)
Source: RefSeq, a predicted model, not a curated record
AUGGUACCUACAGUGACCGCAAAUGUUCCGCGCCAGCAACAGCAGCAACAGUGUAUUCAGCCAAGCGUUGGUACACAAGGACCACACCAAUACAGCGCAACUCCAGUCGCAGUCACACAGUGUGAUUCUCACCAGACGGGGGUAGAAGGGCUUCAUCGCGGUACCCAAGUCCCCGUUGUGAAUGUGCAGGCCGCGCGAACGACGUCGCGCACUCAGCAGGAGCAGUGGCUCAUCGAUGCGCAUCCAGACCUUCAAGGAACGCCUGUCACGACCGUACCGGCUAUUUCCGCCAAGCAAGGCACUAUCGGAACUGCCAUUGACCGCAAAGACGAGAUGCUAGUACCGCGCGAUGUGUGGCGCCUACGCUCCCUGCCUUCCUACAAGCGUUAUAUCGCAUACCGCCAAAUGGCAGAGCUAGGACGUCAAAUGAGCGAGUAUGACCAAACUAGUAAAGAAAAUCAGUCGCUAUGGAAGCGUAUCACAACCUUCGAAGCGAGCUUGAUUGAGGCCGAGGUGAAGUUUGCGAAUAGACUGAAGCAAGAUACAGCUGAAACGAGGGCGAGGUGGGACCGAAUCGUAGCGGCUCAGGCAGUUGGGACUCUAGUCGACCAGGAUAUGGUAGCUGCCUAUGCCCAGUAUUGCGGCAUUGCAUCUGCGACGUCCCCGGUGGAUGUGACAGCUACGACCCAACUGCCCACAUCUGAUCAAGUUCUAGCAGGGCAGAAUCCACUACCACAGCCUCAGACUUCUAGAGUUCCUGUGCCUACCGUUACUCCGUCAAUACCGGUAGAGCCCAUCAGACCAGACCAGGUAACACAUCCCCUGGACAAGGUCCAAGUUCCUCCACACCCUGGCGAGCUCGAGGACUUCACGCCACACGAAGUCACCGGAAUGUACAAAUGCAACCACCAGUAUGAAACCGGGGCCUGCUGCACAGAAGGAGUCACAAAGGAAAGAAAGAGAGCCUCAAUCUCUAGAGAUAAAUCGGCGUGGAAACGAAAGGUGGAAGACUUGGUCAGGAAAGGCGACUUGGAUACGAGCCACAUAACAUGGAAGAAGGAACAGUCACCCAGUAAGGGGAAAGACCAGAAGAUGGAGACUGCGGAGAAAGGGCGAUUACGGGAUGAGAAGAAGGCGGAUGCCAGCGCGAAAAAAGAAGCGAGAAAGGAACGGAGUAAAAAAUGGCGCGAGCAACCACACGAUGAGGUCGAUGCAGGAGCUGCACCUGAACCUAUUCUGGCACCAAACCCGCUUGAACAAGACGCCGCAUCAGCUUCUGAGGAUGGCUUUGGACUUUCUUCAGAAGAAGAGGCCGCCGCUGCUGAGGCCGCAUUUCAAGAGGAAGUCGCAAAAAAGCUAAAGAAGUACGAGUGGGAUAUCAAGAAUUGUCGGCUCUACGAGAGGAGAAAGAAGUGGCCUAAUUGGCCACGCUUCAAUGAGUAUUGGGAGGUCAAACAUCUUGAAGCUCAGGGUUUCCAGCUUUCACCGGAGCAGAGGAUCAUCUCGGAGGGCGAUGAACCGUCUGGAAUUCCGGACAAGAACCCCGCGUUUGUGAAGAAGAAGGCUGAGGAUAUGGGGUCGAUGCCGCCUCAGGAGCCGGUAGACGCGGAAGAGAGCGUUGAGGUAGAUGAUUCGAAUUUGGAUGACUUGUUCGAGGAUACGGAAGAAGCGGUCGAGCAAGAUGAUCCAGGAUUAGACGAUCUGUUCGAGGACGAUGAGCCGGAGUCCUAG